GAAAACCGCCCAAACGCCUCCAGCACUCAUCCAGGGGCCUCCAGGACAUCGGGCAGCGCCCACCCCAGCGCGGAUCCUGCAGCCACACUACCCUCAAACUCAAAGGAUCUGGACCGAAAUUGUGGAAGGACUCCUCUGCUUAGUGUGACCUCAGAAUCUACAGCUACUGAACAGUUGAAUAUGAAGCGCUGGGUGAUCCCCAUUACACUGGGUCUGACUGUCUGCAUACUUGUUACGCUGGUGCUGACCCUCCUGGCCACUAAAAGCACCCUUCAACCAGGAACCAAGUUUGGACUCGUGUUUGAUGCUGGCUCCUCCCACACAUCCCUCUUCAUGUACCAGUGGCCAGCGGACAAGGAGAAUGACACAGGCGUGGUCAGCCAGACCAUGACUUGUGAUGUGACGGGUGAUGGCAUCUCCAGCUAUGCCCAAAAACCUGAAGCUGCGGGAAAAUCCUUGAAGCCAUGUUUAGAUAAAGCAAUGGAGUUGAUCCCAGCAGCACAACUGACCCAGGUGCCCGUGUACCUGGGGGCCACAGCAGGGAUGAGAAUCCUCAGCCUGCAGGACCCAAAAGCUGCUAAUCAGGUCUUGGCUGAGGUGAGCAAGACCAUCCAGGAGUACCCCAUGGAUUUCCGAGGAGCUCGGAUCAUCUCUGGUGCUGAGGAAGGAGUCUAUGGUUGGAUCACUAUUAACUACCUCCUGGAUACCUUCAUUAAGUAUUCAGUCAAGAAUAAAGGCUGGAUCCACCCUCCAGCAACCAAGAUGCUUGGGGCCCUGGACCUGGGAGGAGCUUCAACCCAGAUCAGCUUCUUCCCCAGUGGAUCCAUUGCAGACCCAACCACUGCCUCCCACUUUCGUCUGUAUGGUUUCAACUACACCAUCUAUACACAUAGCUACCUGUGCUAUGGACAGGCCCAGGCUCAGAAGCAGGUGAUCGUGAAGUUGACCCAGGAGUCCCAGGGCACCCCUGGUCGGAUCCAGCAUCCCUGUUUUCACAAGGGCUUUGAGGAGAAAGUGACGGCACAAUCUAUCUAUGACAGUCCCUGCACAGCCUACUUGCAGCCAAGUGGUGUCAACUUGAACCAGGAGAUGAUACUGGUGGGCACAGGCAAUGUCACUAAGUGCCGGCAGGCCAUCAGAGCCAUCUUCAAUUUUACUGCCUGUGGCCCCCACCAUUCCUGCGCCUUCAAUGGUACCUACCAGCCUGACGUGAACGGCCAGUUUUUUGCUUUCUCAGCCUUCUACUACACCUUUGCCUUCCUCAACAUCACCUCAGGCCAAUCUCUGGUGGAAGUCCUGAACAUCAUUGAGCAUUACUGCAGCCGGAAUUGGACAGAUGUGACUGCCAGUUACCCCAAACAGAAUUUGCAGUGGCUUCAGGAUUACUGUGCUAAUGCCAACUAUAUCCUCAUACUCCUCCUGGAAGGCUACAAGUUCUCCGAGAAGAGCUGGACCUCCAUCAUUUUCCAACAGAAAGAACCAGGAUGAUGGUUUUGAACCCUGAUUAUACUCCUUUCUUAUACUCACCAAAAGCCACAUUAGAUUAUUUUCAUUUUCCACCAAUAUUUGGCCUUCUGGAUGAUCUGAAAAUGACCGUCAAUCAGUCAGUCAAUAAACAUUUCUCAAGCCCUUACUAUCUGUCAGGCACUGUGCUAAGCACUGAGAAUACAAAGACAAACAAAAGACAGUUCCUGCCCUCAGAUUCCUGCUUCCAGUCUCACAGGGGAGAGAACAUGUAAAUGACUGUGUUUGACAAGCUACAUAUAGAAUAAAUUGGGAAAAAUCAACAGAGGGAAGGCACUAACACUGAGGAGAGUUGGUUGGAAAAGACUUUCUAUGAAGGGUGAAAUUUUCACUGGGACAUCAGGGAAGCCAGGAGGCUAAGAUUUGAAGAGAGAGCAUUCCAGGUGUGGGGGAAUAGCCAGUGAAAAUGCCCAGAGAGGGUCAGCUGGGUGGCUCAGUAAAUAGAAAGCCAGGCCUGGAGUCAGGAGGACCUGGUUUCAAAAAGAAAAUACCCAGAGUCAGGAAAUGGUCAGAAUCUUGUUUGAGGAGCAGCAAGAAGGUCAGUGUCCUAGAUUGAAGGGAGGGUAGAGCAUAAGAUGUGAACAGACUGUACAGGUGAGGCUCUGAAGGGCUUUGAAUGCUAAACAGACGAUUUUCUAUUUGCUCCUGAAGGUGUCUGGAACCAUAGAGUUGAUUGAGUAGGGGGUAAAACAGUACCUGCAUUUUAAGAAAACCACUUUGACAAUUGAGAGUGGGGUGAACUGGAGUUGGGAGAGGCCUGUGGUAGGGUAGAUAAAUCAGCGUUCUCUUGCAAUAGUCCAUUCCUGAGGGGCCUAGAUGGUGGUAGGGUCAGAAGAGAGAAGGAUGUGUAUGUGAGAGUGGUUCCUAAGUUAACAUCAACAGACCUUGGCAACAGAUUGGAGCCUGGGGAAGGAGGGAGAGUAAAAAAGUCAAGGAUGAAGCCUAGACUGGGAACUUAGGUGACUGGGAGGAUAAUGGUAUCUUCAGUGGUCACCGGGUAGUUAGGAAGAGGGUAGGAUUUUCAGGGAAAGAUAAUAAGUUCAGUUUUGGGACACUUUGAGCUUAAGAUGUCUAUGGAAUAUCCAGUUUGAGAUGCCCAAUAGGCAGUUAGAAGUAUGAGUCUAGAGGUCAGCAGAGAGGUUAAGGCUGGAUAAGGAAAUCUGAGAAUCAUCAGUGUCAAUAUGACCAUUGAAUCCACAGGAAUUAUGGUUUUCUUGUGGGUUAUUUUUGCAUGGAAAAUUCACCUAGUACCACCCUCCCCCCUUCCUCCGCUCCCCUCCUGGCCCCUUCCUGCCCAUAUCUAGUUGACUGGCAUUGGUCUGGGACAAAAGUGUUAGGCAGGAAGUUGGGCCCAGAGGAAGCCCAAACUCUGUGAGGAAACAGGAGGGAAACCCACACAUUCUUUCCGAAAGGGCCUUCAGGAGGAGCCUAGGGAAUCCCAUGUGAAUGAAAAGGAGAGGGUGUCCAAAGUCCAACUCUAUGAAGCUUUCCUGUCAUCCCCUCCCUCACCCCCCUUCUCUCUCUUCUCCCCAUCUGCUUCCCCCACAUGACCUGAAGUGAAAUAUGCAAACAACCCUUGAGUCUGGACUUACUAAGACAAAAGUUAAAGUUUCUAUAUUGAUGUUUCUGUGGAAAAAAAUUCAGACAAAAAAAUGAAGGAAGAAAGUGAACUAUUGUAUGCUUUGGUCUGAAUUCAGACUCCAUUGGUUUUUUCUCUGGAAGCAAUAGAUGUUCCUCAUCACGAACGAGUCCUUCAAAGUUAGUUUCUCAAACAGCUUUUAACUAGGAGACCAAGAAGCAACAAACACAAACAGUAAACAUAAGAACAGCUGGCAAGUGGGAGGGCACUUCUGAUCCACAGAAAUGAAGAAGGAAGUGAGACUUUCUGGUUGACAGGAAGGAGGAGCUGGGGAUGCCCUGAGUCCAGAGGUCCUAUAUUUAGAACAGAAAGAGACCUAAGAGGUUAUCUGUUCCCUGCUUACAUUUGAUGAGGAAAUGAGAACUCCUACAUGAGAAGUAACUUGUCCAAGGUCACAAAGGUUAUAAAUCGCAGAAUCAAGAUCUGAGCCCAGGUCCUUUCUUUUAAGUAAGAUAAUGCCUCUUUGGUUCAGCCCAAGUUAGACAAACCAGGAGUCCCUAGAAUUCUGAGGUGCCCCCAAUUUGGUUCAUUUCUUCAGUGUUUUCCUUCAAGAUGCAUCCCUAUUUUGUAGUGAAAAAAAAAGUUGGAUUUGGAGUCAGAGGAUCUGGAUUGAAAUCUGAUCCUGAAUUAGCCAUUACGACUUCUCUGAGUCUCUGUUUUCUCAUUGUAAAAUGGGGGUAGCCAUAUUCCUAGAACUAAUUUGUAGAAGCAUAAGGACAGAAAUAAAAAUUUUGCAAAGAACUAUUCAAUGUGAAUUAAUGGCCCCAGCGUCAAGUGGCAAUGAGAAACCUCUUAGUAAUAAUAUAUCUGAGGCACACAAAGGUUUUAGGUUAAGAUAAGAAACUCUGCCAGCAUAAGGGUUCCUAGCCAUGACCUCUGCUCUAACUCCCCUCUGUCCC
Monodelphis domestica (gray short-tailed opossum) is the source of this 4062-nucleotide messenger RNA. RefSeq names its product ectonucleoside triphosphate diphosphohydrolase 8 (gene ENTPD8). Gene Ontology annotation, molecular function: ribonucleoside triphosphate phosphatase activity; UDP phosphatase activity; GDP phosphatase activity. NCBI's taxonomy places the organism in Eukaryota, Metazoa, Chordata, Mammalia, Didelphimorphia, Didelphidae. Gene Ontology annotation, biological process: nucleoside diphosphate catabolic process. The record is from RefSeq and is a predicted model, not a curated record. Gene Ontology annotation, cellular component: plasma membrane.